Gasterosteus aculeatus aculeatus (three-spined stickleback) is the source of this 680-nucleotide messenger RNA. RefSeq lists its product as uncharacterized. NCBI's taxonomy places the organism in Eukaryota, Metazoa, Chordata, Actinopteri, Perciformes, Gasterosteidae. The record is from RefSeq and is a predicted model, not a curated record.
UGACGCAGCAAGGUCACGUGUUCCAGGUGUGGUCCGCGGCCGGUUUUCUCUGUGCGUGUGUAUGUAUGUGUGUGUGUGCGCGCGCGUGAGUCUCAUUUGUUUGGUAGCGCGUCCAGUCACGGAGAGGAUCCCCGAUCAUGUCUUUCGACCUGUCUGCAGCUGUUGGUGGGAGUGAAGAUGUGGUGAAGAAGGAAGAAGCUCAGAAGGAUGAGAUCUCAUGGCCCUGGAACAAGAACAAGGAUAAGGAGGGCAGCAAGGGAAAGUCCGGCAAAGACGACAAAAAGCACGAAUCUGGCAAGGACAAGUCCGACAAGAAGCACGAAUCUGGCAAGGACAAGUCCGACAAGAAGCACGAAUCUGGCAAGGACAAGUCCGACAAGAAGCACGAAUCUGGGAAGGACAAGUCCGACAAGAAGCACGAAUCUGGGAAGGACAAGUCCGACCAAAAGCACAAGUCAAAGGACGGGGAACACAAGAAGAAAAGGGACAAAGGUGAAGGAAACCAAUCUGGCUCUUCCUCAUCGUCGUCCUCCAGCAGUGACGAGGAGUGAUGCUUCCAGCGCCGAUGGUCUCUUCUAACCUCGUCUGUGAAGCAAAGUGACUGUGUGCAGUUGUACCGACGUUCCUUCCUCUUGUUGAUGUAUAAAUAAACCUGAUUGAACGCUGCUUCUCGCCAUAAA